Syngnathus typhle (broad-nosed pipefish) is the source of this 2185-nucleotide messenger RNA. Its product is annotated as general transcription factor II-I repeat domain-containing protein 2-like. The transcript is spliced from 2 exons. The coding region runs from base 281 to 2101 and encodes 606 amino acids. The record is from RefSeq and is a predicted model, not a curated record. NCBI's taxonomy places the organism in Eukaryota, Metazoa, Chordata, Actinopteri, Syngnathiformes, Syngnathidae.
GGUAAUGAUCUAGAUCACAUAUGUCAGAGUCAAGGCCCGCGGGCCACAUCCGGCCCGCGGGAAAGUUUUUUACGGCCCCUGGGAUGAUCUUGAUUUAUUAUUAGAACCGGCCCGCAGACCGCAGCAAGCCGGCAGCCCGCAGAUCUUUUACACGCACCAAUACUACAUUUCCCACAAUGCAACGGUGACGCACCGAGCAGUAGGCUGCUUCAUUUCAAUAUUUAUUGGCACAGCAGUCGUCAGCAUCACAGUAAAAUUAACUUUCAGAUACCCAUCAAAAAUGGCAAAACGGAAGGUGGACACUGAGAACCGGGGGUUUCAAACAAGGUGGGAGUCGGAGUAUAUGUUCACGGAGGUAGCUGGAAAACCUGUGUGUCUUCUGUGUGGAGAAAGUGUGGCGGUACUGAAAGAGUAUAAUCUGAGACGACAUUAUGAAACGAAACACGCGGACAAAAACAAGAAUAUGGACAUGGAACAAAGGCUACAAAAGGCAGAGGAAUUAAAACGAGGCCUCAAAUCUCGACAGGAUCUGUUCAAAAAAGCCAAAUCACAAGGCCAGGCUGCUGUCAAGGCCAGUUUUAUUUUGGCAGAAGAGAUCGCUAAAUCAGCCCGGCCAUUUACGGAGGGGGAUUUCAUCAAAAACUGCAUGAUUAAAGUUUGUGACGAAGUUUGCCCAGAAAAAAGGCAACUCUUUUUAAAUGUGAGUCUGAGCAGAAAUACCAUUGCCGAGAGAGUAGACCAGUUGUCCAUCAAUCUAAAAGAGCAGCUUGUGAAAAAGGGAAAAGAUUUCAUUGCAUAUUCCUUGGCCGUGGAUGAGAGCACCGACAUUUCUGACAUUGCCCAGUUGUCAAUUUUCAUCCGCGGAGUGGACUCCAGCCUAAGCGUGACAGAGGAGUUUUUGGCUUUACGUCCUAUGCAUGGCACAACUACGGGGCAUGAUUUGUAUGAAGAGGUGUCAAGAUGUGUAAAUGAGAUGGAGCUGCCUUGGGAAAAACUCGUGGGUUUGACAACCGACGGAGCACCUGCGAUGUGUGGACACAGAAGCGGACUGGUGGCGAAGAUACGGGAAAAGAUGCAAGAGGAAAACGCGACAGGUGAGCUGACAGCUUAUCAUUGUAUCAUACACCAGGAAGCGUUGUGCGGUAAAGCCUUGAAAAUGGAGCAUGUAAUGAGCAUCAUCACGCGCACAGUUAACUUUAUCAGAGCCAAAGGUUUGAAUCACCGCCAGUUCAAGGCAUUUCUGACGGAGUUAGAAACGGAGCAUGGUGAUUUGCCUUAUCACACAGAGGUGCGAUGGCUAAGCCAGGGAAAGGUGCUUCAAAGAUGUUUCGAGCUUCGUGAGGAGAUUUGUCUGUUCUUGGACAGCAAAGGGAAAGACACAACACAACUCCGAGACGAAAUGUUUCUGUGUGAAAUGGCUUUUCUGUGUGACAGUACGAGUCAUCUGAAUGCAAUGAACUUGCAGCUGCAGGGUCGGGAUCGUGUCAUCUCUGAUAUGUACAGUACAGUGAAGGCAUUUAAAACCAAACUGACUCUGUGGGAGACGCAGAUGCGGAAAGAAAAUUUGAGCCACUUUCCCAGCUGCCAGACCAUGAAAGAGAAGCUCUCUACCAGUGCGUUCCCGAGCGCACAGUUGGCUGAUAAAAUAGGUAUGCUUGCCGCUGACUUUCGACGCCGAUUUGCUGACUUUGAAGCACAAAAAAGCAGGUUGGAACUGCUCGGUAACCCAUUUGCUGUUGACGUGGAAAGCUCACCACCAAACCUCCAAAUGGAGUUGAUUGACCUCCAAUGCAAUGAUGCACUGAGGGCAAAAUAUGCGGCAGUGGGUGCUGCGGAGUUCGCCCGUUUCCUCCCCGACACAAUGCCCCAGCUGCGCAUCCAGGCUGCUCAAACGUUGUCUAUGUUUGGCAGCACAUACCUGUGUGAACAACUGUUUUCUUUGAUGAACCUGAACAAAACAUCACACAGAAGUCGACUUACUGCUGAACACCUCCACUCAAUUCUGAGGAUUUCCUCAGCUCAGAGCCUUACCCCGAACAUUGAUGAACUUGUGGAAAAGAUGGGACACCACCAAGUAUCACCCUCAACCUCAAACAAGUGAACAUUACUGUGCAAUCACAUAUUUAGAGUUUUUACUCAGUUCAAGUUUAAAAGUUAAAGUUUAAUAUUUGUUUUCACUCCAUGU